GGCCCGGCGGCGGCGGCGGCGGCGGCGGCGGCGCGGAGAGCCCGAGCGGACGAGACCCAGGCUCAAGAUGGCAGAUUCCGACUGAGUUUGGGGGGGCCGACGUCUCGCUUCGCUUUCUCCUUUCCGUUGCCAUGAAUAACGGACAUCCUGGCCCCGAUGGCCCCCAUGUACGAAGGUAUGGCCUCACAUGUGCAAGUUUUCUCCCCUCACACCCUUCAAUCAAGUGCCUUCUGUAGUGUGAAGAAACUUAAAGUGGAACCAAGUUCCAACUGGGAUAUGACCGGGUACGGCACACACAGUAAAGUCUACAGCCAGAGCAAAAACGUUCAGCCCUCACAACCAGCCGCCACUACCGUCAGCACCUCCCUGCAAAUCCCCAACCCCAGCCUACCUUACGAACAGACCAUCAUUUUUCCAGGAAGCACUGGGCACAUCGUAGUAACAUCUGCAAGUAGCACUUCUGUCUCUGGGCAAGCCCUUGGUGGACCACAUAACCUGAUGCGUCGAAGCACUGUGAGCCUUCUUGACACCUACCAAAAAUGUGGACUCAAGCGUAAGAGUGAGGAGAUUGAAAAUACAAGUAGUGUGCAGAUCAUUGAAGAACACCCACCCAUGAUUCAGAAUAAUGCAAGUGGGGCCACUGUAGCCACUGCCACCACAUCUACUGCCACCUCCAAAAAUAGUGGCUCCAACAGUGAAGGUGAUUAUCAGCUAGUCCAACAUGAGGUUCUCUGCUCCAUGACUAACACAUAUGAGGUCUUAGAGUUCCUUGGUCGAGGGACAUUUGGACAAGUGGUCAAGUGCUGGAAACGUGGCACCAAUGAAAUUGUUGCUAUCAAAAUCUUGAAGAACCACCCAUCUUAUGCCCGGCAAGGUCAGAUUGAAGUGAGUAUUCUGGCCCGAUUGAGUACAGAAAGUGCAGAUGACUACAACUUUGUCCGAGCUUAUGAGUGCUUCCAACAUAAAAACCAUACCUGCUUGGUCUUUGAAAUGUUAGAACAGAACCUCUAUGACUUCCUGAAACAGAACAAGUUUAGUCCUUUGCCCCUCAAAUACAUCCGCCCUGUCCUCCAGCAGGUAGCCACAGCCCUAAUGAAAUUAAAGAGCUUGGGUCUCAUCCAUGCAGACCUCAAGCCAGAGAACAUUAUGCUGGUUGAUCCAUCCAGACAGCCAUACAGAGUUAAGGUCAUCGAUUUUGGUUCAGCUAGCCACGUGUCAAAGGCUGUGUGUUCUACCUACCUUCAGUCCAGAUAUUACAGAGCUCCUGAAAUUAUCCUUGGUUUACCUUUUUGUGAGGCAAUUGACAUGUGGUCCUUGGGUUGUGUCAUUGCAGAGCUAUUUUUGGGUUGGCCUUUAUACCCAGGAGCAUCAGAGUAUGAUCAGAUUCGAUAUAUUUCACAAACACAAGGUUUGCCAGCAGAAUAUUUAUUAAGUGCAGGAACAAAGACAACAAGGUUUUUCAACCGUGAUACAGACUCACCAUAUCCUUUGUGGAGGCUAAAGACACCAGACGACCAUGAAGCAGAGACAGGGAUUAAGUCCAAGGAAGCAAGGAAGUACAUUUUUAACUGUUUGGAUGACAUGGCACAGGUGAAUAUGACCACAGAUCUGGAAGGAAGCGACAUGUUAGUGGAAAAAGCUGACCGACGAGAGUUUAUAGACCUAUUGAAGAAGAUGCUGACCAUCGAUGCAGAUAAGAGGGUCACGCCAAUCGAAACCCUGAACCAUCCUUUUGUUACCAUGACACAUUUGCUUGAUUUUCCCCAUAGUACACAUGUCAAGUCUUGCUUCCAGAACAUGGAGAUUUGCAAACGCCGGGUGAAUAUGUAUGAUACAGUGAACCAGAGUAAAACACCUUUCAUCACCCACGUGGCCCCCAGCACAUCUACCAACCUAACCAUGACCUUUAACAACCAGCUAAACACUGUCCACAACCAGGCCACCAACCUGGCUCCCACCUCCACCAGUGCCACUAUUUCCUUAGCCAAUCCCGAAGUCUCCAUACUAAACUACCAAUCUACACUCUACCAGCCCUCAGCGGCAUCCAUGGCUGCAGUGGCCCAGCGGAGUAUGCCCCUGCAGACUGGAACAGCGCAGAUUUGUGCCCGGCCUGACCCCUUCCAGCAAGCCCUUAUCGUGUGUCCCCCAGGUUUCCAAGGAUUACAAGCUUCCCCUUCAAAGCAUGCUGGUUAUUCUGUGCGGAUGGAGAAUGCAGUUCCAAUUGUCACUCAGGCUCCAGGAGCUCAGCCUCUCCAGAUCCAACCAGGUCUACUUGCACAGCAGGCCUGGCCAAGUGGGACCCAACAAAUUCUGCUUCCCCCAGCCUGGCAGCAGUUGACUGGAGUGGCCACACAUACCUCAGUGCAGCAUGCAACUGUAAUUCCUGAGACUAUGGCAGGGACCCAGCAGUUGGCAGACUGGAGGAACACGCACGCUCACGGAAGCCACUACAACCCCAUCAUGCAGCAGCCGGCUCUUUUGACUGGCCACGUGACCCUUCCGGCGGCCCAGCCCUUGAAUGUGGGCGUGGCUCACGUGAUGAGGCAGCAGCCGACCAGCACGACGACCUCGCGGAAGAAUAAGCAGCACCAGACAGCAGCCAGAAACAUGUCGGCCUACGAGGUUUCCUCCUCCCAGACCAUCACUUCUCCUCAGCGGUCCAAGCGAGUCAAAGAGAACACACCUCCCCGCUGUGCGAUGGUGCACAACAGCCCCGCCUGCAGCACCUCUGUCACAUGUGGCUGGGGCGACGUGGCUUCCAGCACCACCAAGGAGCGCCAGCGGCAGACAAUUGUCAUCCCUGACACCCCCAGCCCCACAGUCAGCGUCAUCACCAUCAGCAGUGACACAGAUGACGAAGAAGAACAGAAGCACGCCCCCACCAGCACUCUCUCCAAACAAAGAAAAAAUGUCAUCAGCUGUGUCACGGUUCAUGAUUCUCCUUACUCUGAUUCCUCCAGCAACAACAGCCCCUACACCAUGCAGCAUCGAGCAGGCCACAAUGCAAACACCUAUGACCCCAAGGGGGCGCUGGAGAGCCACUGCAGCGGGAAUCCCCGAACUAUUAUUGUGCCGCCCCUGAAAACCCAGGCCAGCGAAGUGUUGGUGGAGUGUGAUAGCCUAGUUCCAGUCAAUACCAGUCACCACUCAUCCUCCUACAAGUCUAAGUCCUCCAGCAUCGUGACCUCCACUAGUGGUCACUCUUCAGGGAACUCGUCUGGAGCCAUCGCCUAUAGGCAGCCGCGGCCAGGACCACAUUUCCAGCAACAGCAGCCUCUUAAUCUCAGCCAGGCCCAGCAGCACAUCACCACGGAUCGAGCCGGACCUCACCGGCGCCAACAAGCCUACAUCACUCCUACAAUUGCUCAGGCUCCGUACUCCUUUCCGCACAACAGCCCCAGUCAUGGCACAGUCCACCCUCACCUGGCUGCUGCUGCCGCCCACCUCCCAACCCAGCCUCACCUCUACACCUACACCACCCCUGCGGCUUUGGGCUCCACCGGCACCGUAGCCCACCUUGUGGCCUCCCAGGGCUCUGCUCGCCACACCGUGCAGCAUGCUGCCUACCCAGCAAGCAUUGUUCACCAAGUCCCUGUUAGCAUGGGGCCUCGAGUCCUGCCCUCACCCACCAUCCACCCAAGUCAAUAUCAAGCUCAAUUUGCCCACCAGACCUACAUCAGCGCCUCUCCGGCCUCCACUGUCUACACUGGAUACCCAUUGAGCCCUGCCAAGGUCAACCAGUACCCUUACAUAUAAAUACUGGAAUGUGGGAGGAGGGUGAAGAGAGGGAGGUUUGAAAGAAGGGAGGGGAAGAAAGGAGAAGGAGAGAGAAAGGGAGCACCUUGGAUUGAAAUGGGAGCGAGGCUGCUUUUUAUACAGGAGGAUGCAGCUCACAAACAAUGCAAAUGGGGCCGGGGAGACAGAGGAAGAAAGGUAAGGAAGUGAGAGUUAGGGGCUGUCAGUGAAACUUGAACAAGGAAGUGGAAGGAGAGGACAGAGGAAAGACAUUUUGAAAAAAGGAAGGAACUGAGGAGGGGAAAUUAUUCUAUGCUUUUUAUUUUUAAAAAGAAAAAGGAAAAAAAAAGAAAACAAUAACAACAACAAAAAAACCCACAGAAUCAUGUAUCCAUUCUGCACCAAACUGGAGAGGAGAAGAGAGCACCAGGAAGAUCCCAGAAUUUGGGGGCCCCAGUUUUUUAAGAACUUUAUCUAUAGACUUUUGAAAGAUUAUUUUCAUAUGACAGCAAGUGACAUUUAAGAAGUUGCUGUCAGGGACACCUGAAACCGAAAUCCAAUAGGUUUUUAAUCAAUUGAACAAAAUAAGAAAAAGGGAUUUUUCCAGAACUCUGAAGGGCCCAUAACCCUCCUGUGCAUCUGGCUGUGAUCCUAGGGCACUGAUAUGUAGUCGUUAUUGUGGGGAUGGAGAGAAGAAGGUGAGGGUGAGAGUCAGGCAAGAUAUAAGAAAGGGGCAGGCUGGGCUCCUCAUUGCUUUGGAGUCAAAUUCACGCCCUUGUGUUUGGCCAGCUGGUAGAUGAUUUGGAGAGGGUCUAAUUUUCCCUUCCGGGCAUUCUGGAUCAAUCCCUAAGCAAUGUUAUUCCUAAAAUGUCAUUAAUAAUGUAUGUUGAAAUUCUGAGUUUUCUUUUCUGUUGUUUUCUUUUCACUUUGAAUCCCUAGCCGUGUAGGAGGUAGCAGAAGUUUUAGCCGCCCCCCCCCCUCCCCACCUCCACAUAGGAUGUAGCACUGUAGCCCUUUUUUUCUUACUUUGUGUUCAACUUCAGUGAUACCAAUAGAUUUAUCUUCAAUGUGAUUGCACAAAAAAGUGAUAUAACAUAGGCAUGUAACAAAGUGAUUGUCUAGGUUUGUGUGUGAGAGUGUGUGUGAGCGUGUGUGAGCGUGUGUGUGAGCGAGAGACCAGAGAGCUGGUGCUGCCUUCUCUCUGCAAUGCGUUCCUCGGCACAGCCAUUACAACUGUCACAGUCUUAGUUUUACAUCAUUCCCUCCUAGUGCCUUACCAAAUUACAGACAUGCUGUAAGGGUUUACUUCCACUGGUACUCCUAGAAACUGCCUGAGGCUAGUCAGACUAGAAUCCCAGUCCUCCUUUUUUGCUGUAAUCUGGCUCGGGCUUUUUCUUCUUUUACUCCUAAUCCUUAUUUUUCUUGCGGCCAGUUGUCCUGCCCACUUUCCGUGUCAGGGAGGCUUCGCAGGGGCUGCAGGAUGUUGCCCAUGUGGCUUUGGAGGAUUGGGUAGGAGCAGCAGCCGACUCAGAACAGGACUUUGGGCCAAGUUUUCGUGUGUUGGCCCAACGAAUGAGGCAUUCCCGCCUUCCCGGGGACUCGGAGGCUGUAGGCUCUUUAGAAGUGAGGAUCUUUGGCAGCUUACUGUCUGCAAAGGAGGAAAAUGGAGCCACUCAUUGAGAGAGUAGGGAUAUCUUGUCAGAAGCCAGGCCAGCCUAGGGAUGAGAGCAGACCCUACAAAUUCUGGGUGCUCUUGGCCCCUCCCUUCAUUCCUCCUUUCUCUGUGCUUGCCCUGGGAAUUUAGAGUCCGGACUGAGAGUCAGAUAGUCCAGCUUCUCCUCCUGAUUUUUCUACUACACACUCUGUGACUUUGGCUGGGCUGACCAUCCCUUUGGGCCUCAAUUUUCUGGCUAGAUGGUCCCCAAGGCCCCUCCCAGUUCUCCUGUUCUGUGAUUCAAUCUCUUGGCCCCUCUGCAGUUCCCACACCCAGCUUUCCUGCUGUCAUCACUUUACCCUUGCACUAUUCCCAGACCCUGCUUGUCUGGCUUCUCCCCUCCUCACCUCCAUGGAAAACCACCAGCCUAGACAUUUUGCUGCUAAAUUCUUUCCUCCAAUUCCCUAAUUUUCUUUGAGCCCCUGGUUUUCAGGAAGUUUUUUGGGGGAAGAGGAGUUCCACAUGAACACCCCAACCUCACUCUUGUCAGAAAGUCCUUUGCACUGCUGCAUGGUUGCUUCAAGCAAUAUCUAGUAGGCUCUGAUAAAUGUACUGGAAGUGACUUGAGGGGCUGGGAAUUCAGAUUAAGAAAACAUCCUCCUCAAGCAGAGAGAAGCCCUCAGAAUUUGAUUAAUGGAGACAAAAAGCAAUACCCUGCUACUGAUAGGACCUUUCAAAAUUCUUUCCAGACUUUUGAUUGAAGGUGACUCUGAAUUCCCACUUUGGGGAUACAGUGGGAACCUGGACUUGGAAGUCAGGGAGGUCUGAAUUCAAAUCCUGCCUCAGAUUUUACCUGUGACCUGAGCAAGUCACUUUAUUUCUUCCUGCUUGCGUUUCCUCCUCAUCUGUAAUGAGGUUGGAUUCAGUGGCUUUCAAGGUCCCUUCCAGCUCUAAAUAUAUGAUCCUUUGACCUCUAUGUCAUAUUUUCUUAAUCCCCCUUUGCUCUCACCUCUACAUCCCUCCCCAGCUCUGCAACUCUAGACUUGUCCAGAUAAUCUUCUGCAAAUAGUGUUUUCUUAAUGACGACUUAGUUUCAUCUCAGUAAAGUUGUUAAUUUAGCUCUUAAUUGCAAAGGAACUCUGGAAACUUCCCUCCUUCCCCACACAUCUUAGAAAUUUUACAAAGAACAGUCUCUCCCGAUGGAGGAGUAAAUAGCCCUGACACAAAUGAGUAUAAGAUUAGACCACAUUCCCCAGGGGCAUAUCUGAGAGAACAUUUUUACCCCUUUGAGGCCCUGUACACCAUCUGAGCCCAAGCAAUAUUUGUUGUCUGAAGCAUUGGGCAGAAUAUGAAAUAGAAUUGGGAAAGUGCUUGCAGCAGGGAUCGGAUUUACUCUCACCUUAUUAUCACAGUACUACUCACCCUCAUUUAGGACAAAGGGAUUGAGACACAGCCUCAGCGAAGAAGGGAGCUUUCCCACAGUCACAUGACCUUGAAAGAUCGUCUGCAGUUGCACAUAUGUGAGUUAUCCAACAGUAGCAUGCAUUCUCCCCAGGUGCAAAAGUGUCCGGCAACUAACAAAUGAAACUCAAGUUGGCCAUGUUAGUUUCUUGGGAAUCUCCAGAAGAAAUCAUUCCAAUACUGACUUCGCUAAAAUCAAAACAUUCUGGUUUUCCUGGGGACAAAAAACGCCUUUUCUAUUAAAGAGAAAAAAAAAAAAAACUGUUCAUAUCCAAAAUGUCCCAUUCUUUUUCCCAUUUCCUCUCUGAUUCUUCUCCCUCUCUUGUCACACUUCCCCUUCAGGUCAGCACUGAAAAUUUAGUGCGAUUUAUAUACUCAAGGAGGGUCACCAUUAUUUUAUUGUAAUUGUGACUACUAUAAUAAUGCUGAUAUUUAGCUUGAGUGUUAAUUUCCUCCAUUCCAGCAUCUUAAUGUAUGUUUUCUUCUUUAUAUUUAACUGUAUCAUUUUAUGGUUUUUUUUGAAUGGGAUGAAGGCUAUCAGAGGGUCUAAUCACGUGAAACAAAAAAGAACCAAAUACAGAAAGUUGACUAGGAACAACAGGUAGGACUUUCAUUUUCUUUUCAUCUCUGUUAUUCUAGAAUCUUCCAGUAAUAUCUGUAUUGGACAGGACAGGAAUGGAGUGCAGAAAACAUAGAAGCUGGCUGUAUUCCAUACUUUGCACAGAACUUCCAUUGGUUUGGGAACCAAUUUUUUGAAUUGAUAUUUCAUUGGUUGAAUGAUUGGACCUGAAACCUUGAUAUAAUUCUUACCACCUUCCAUGCUCUUACCUCCAUUUCCAAAUCUCACUGCCCCACUCAGUUCUUUCCUAGCCUCCUAAUUGCUCUGAAAGCCCUAUUUAGCUUUCAAAAUAAAGUACCCUUGCUCUGAAAAUUAUUGUGUAUAAUAAGUUGCCGUGAUGGUCAGGUAAUUGUAACCACUAUAAACUCUUAGAGGGAUGAGAAGAAGAAAUGGGAAAUAUACCUUUUCCCAGGGGAAAAGUCCCCUUCUCUCCCUGUCCCCUUUCACUUUACACACACUUAUACAAACCCUUCCUCAACCACUUAUUCUCCUUUAGGUACACAGUCCCAGGGAUGUCCCACUUAGGAUACAGGCAUACAAACACAUAUGAAGAGUUAACCAUUUAAAUAACCACAGAUAAUACCUGAGCCCAAAAGCCUUUGAAGAGCCAAAAGUUAUUUAGAUGUGAUGGGUCAGAACCCAUGUGAAAUCAUUGAGUGGGACUAUAAUAAUGUUUCCUACAAUCAUCAGCAUCAUCAUAAAUAUUUAUUGAACAACCUAAUCUCAAUACACCAUGUAUACUCCUUUAAAAAAAUUAGUAACAAUGUUUUAGGUGCCACAUAUUCCAUAUUCUUGGGUAAGGAUAAAGGAUUUAAAUAUCAGGUAUCUAUUAGCCUGAUAAUGCCUCCUAUGAGACCUUUAAUCCAGAAUCCCAAAUAAAAAAAUGCUGAAUCAAACCCAACAUAGCAAUAGUCAUGUUUCCAAUUCAGCAUCCUCCCUUCAAUCUCUAGCCUUGUACUUUUAGCACUGAACUACUUUGGCAGUUUGAAAAAGGUAAAAUAGUCUUCUCUCUCCCUAAGAACAGGAAUUUUGAGUACAGAACUUCUUGCUUGGUAUGUCCCUUAUCUGUUUCACAAAAUUGUUGGUUUACCUAGCACAACAUACCAAUCUUUAGCAAAAUUUUUCCUUCCUGUUUGGUGGUAACAUGUAAAGAACAAGGUAAGAAGGGGAGAAAAAUGAAUAGCAUGAAUCGUCUUCUGCAGGUGAAUUUGCUUCUGGUUGAUUGGUUUCUUUUGGCCCAUGUGGAUGAUUACACCUGUCUCUGUGACUAGAUCCUCUUUUGUGAUAUGACAGCUGUUUCCAGGAAAGGCAGGGAGGGGUAAGCAGACUGAUGUGAUGGUGGUGGAAUCUGAGGCACAGUGCCAAUUAAGGUUGCAAAGUGGAGCGUUGUGGUACUUCUAAUUCUGAGGGGAAAGAAAGGCCGGAUCAAAUUGGUGUUUGUGAUAGUGACAGGCAAUCAGUAUGGACUCUAUUUGCUUUUCUAGCCUUACUGGAGAGAAGGAUUUUUUAAGGGUAGGGAAAAAAUCUGGGCUUUCUCCUCUUUUCAGGGAAAGACCCAGGUUGUUAAAAAUGCAGGACCAUUGCCCAUAAGGAAGGGACGGUUGUGGUAGUAGCAAAAAAGAUGGCUAUAUCUUGAAUUGACCUCUGGAGUUGAAAAUUGAAAACAUUAUUGAAUAAGAUUAUGGUAGACAUUUCAGGGUGUGUGACUAUGUGUGUGUGUUAGUGUGCAUGGAGCAGGCUUUACUUGGAAACUGGAGGGAAGGAGAUGAAGAGAUUUAAGGAAGUAUUCUUGGUGGUCCAUGUUGGAUAUAGACUGGAAGCAUCCCUUGUCCCCAUCCUUUGCUUCCUGGUAGCAAGGGGAGGAGGGGAGAGGAUGUAUGCAAACAUAGCUUCUCUUACUGGCCUGUCAGACAGCUGUUGUGAAAGAAAAAGACAGAAAGACAAGAAGGAACUAUGUAGGUGGCCUCUGCUCCAGAAGGGAAUUCAGCGGAAGAACAGAAGUUUGUUCUGUAACUGGAGUUUGGGACUUCAUUACCCCAUCGCACUCGUGAUUUUGUCAUGAAACAUUCCAGCACAGGGACACUUUCAGUGCUUGUUUUUGUUUGUUUCUUUCCUUUUCUUUGUGAUAAAUUUCAGAAGGCGUAGCCUAAAAACCGGGCACAGCAGAAAUCCCAUUACCAAACUUGAAAGGAAGAUGAAAAUCUUCAUUUCCUUAGCCAAAGAAACCUUUGCAGAACCAUCAUCAUGUGCAGACAGAAUAAUGUUCCUGUCUUUCUUUUACAGGCAAUAACAACAUCGUUAAAGACCAAAUUCCUUUUUUUUUUUCCUUCUCUUUCUCUCCCUCCCCUGAUUUGUAAGAUGUUUUGUUGUGGGGAUUUUUGUCACAUUCAUUUCAAAACCACACUCACCUAAUAAAGAAAUAUGAAGAUUAGCAACACUAAAUACUGCUGCUAUCCCAAACUGUGAGCAUACUGUAAUAAUACUGGGGCUGAAGCUUUUCCCAAGAUUAUAUCCAACAUGAAUUUAAAUAAACAUUCCCUGUGGUUGGAAACCAAUAUUAGGAGCAUCAAAUGAAACUGGAAACUGUUUGGCAUAAUUCAUCCUUGCUAGUCCACUUGGAUGCCUUAGAACUCACAUUUAGUCUCCACAGAAGAGUUCCAGUAAUAUCUCAGUCAGGGACCUAUGGAAUUGGAAGAACAUGCAGGAGUGUGGAGACUCAAAGGAAGCACUUUAAAAUCUUAGUUCUCCACUAAUUGAUAACCAUUGAGAGUGGGGGUUGGGGGGAGUCUAAAUGCUUCCUACUACUCCUAGGUGUCUAAGAAAGAGAUGCCCCUUCCAGAUGUGAAGAGAUGUGCAGGGAAGUGAGUGGGGAAGCUGUGUCUUUGGAAGACGGCACAGCUAGAAUUUGCCUCCAUAGUCAUGGUCUUUCUACCUCCCCUUGCAUCAUUCCUCCAUGAAUCUUUGACAGCCUCUGCUCUCAAGCCACUACUUUGGAGAACUAACUUUAUUAACCUCUAUUAAAAAAAAAAAAAAGUCCUCCAUAUCCCCCAGGCAGUGACCUUGUAUAUGUACAGUUACAGAAUAUGGCGAAGAAAAACAGAAUGUAGCUUUCUACACAUAAUUGACCCAAGGUCCUUGAGGUGAUGGAGCAGAGCUGUUGUAAAUCAGGACAUUGGGAUGUGGGGGUGGGGGUGGGCAUGGGGGAGGAGUUGCUUUGUUUUCAAAUUCAAGGUCAUGGCUGUCAUCACCACCAGACUCCCUCAGGGGUCAUCAGCUUCUCUGGAGAACCAGAUGUUAGGCCAUUCAGAAUCAUCACCCUCAAUCCCCCCAUUCCUAUAUUGUGACCUCCUUUAAAAGGAGGCAAAUAAUGCUGUGUGCUGUAGGAUUAAAUCAGAAUAAGAAUCCUAAGGGCAGCUCUAAACUGGGCUUUUUAAAAGAGAAAAAACAGGAAAAGACCUUGAAUUUGACUGCAACUGGAGUGGGCAGAAUCAGUCUGAUCUGUGGAAAAAUUGGGGGAGGGGGUUAGCUAAGGUUAUUUUGAGGCCAUGUUCAGUGGUUUUUAGAAAAUAACAAAAUUGAAAUGUAUUUCUUGUGUAUGGACUAGCUUUAUCCUUCAGUCUUAGCAGUGCUGCUAUAACAAACUUAAGUGUGAAGAAAAAAAAUGUUCUUUUCUUUUUAAAAAGUAUCUUUUGCUUGCUUAUAGUUAAUCCAAGAAAGGCAAUACUAAAGGUAUAUUUUUUUCAGAAUGCUAUUUUUUACUGCACUGAUAAAUAUUAUGACAACUCUGAUCUCUGUAACAGAUCAACUGUUCAGCUGUGGGUGGAACCAUAUGAAGGAUUCACACCAAUCUUGUAAAUACCACGUGUAGGUCUGUCAUCCAGAGGCUCCUUUUUCUUUAUUUAAAAAAAGCAAAUACAAAAACCUUCAAAACCAGAAACAAAACUAAGGUUUCCUUUCUGAGACAGACAGGCAACCCUCUCAAAAGAGACUGGAGAGCAGCAGCCCUGAGGAAACCCGGCCAGGUUUGAGGACCCAGUUGCCAGUCUCAAGAGCCCAGGAGAGGGAAUCAUUAAUGCAGAGGCAUUUUGAUUUGAGUUGAAAGGUUACAUGAAGUUAAAAACGUUUGAGGGCCAGAAUUCUGUCAGAUAUCUAUUAAACUGCUGUGGAACAUCCUUUGAAUACUUUUUUUUCCCAUUUGUUUUUCCUCUUAAAAAUGAUUUCCCUGGCUCCAGGGUGGUUUGCCUCAGUUCUUGGGUAGUUUACAUGAAUUCCAGAAUGUUCAAGAACUCUGCCUCCAUUGGAAGCAAACCCAGCUGAUCAGAAUGCAGGAUCCUGGGUUGUUUCAGUAGGUGUUCUGGAAUUCUGAGGAUUUUUUUUAGAAGGUUUUAGAUACAUUUAUCUUACACAAACUGUGACCUAGUGGCAAUAAAUUACCUCAAAUGUGGGCAUUCAUCCUGGUUUUAGCCUUUUUGAAAACAUGUAGCCAGCUUGAACUUGGGAUUAAAAAAAAAAAAAAAAAGACGACUAUGGACUCCAUAUGGGCUGGAAAUAAUGAUAAAUGCCCACCCUGGUCAUUGUUGCUUGAGUGAAUUCUGAAGAUAGUGAUUCUUUACAAUAAAAAUUAAACCAAGGAAUAGAUUACUGUGUGUGUUGUACUCAAAUGUGAUGUUAAAAUGCACAUGUACGUAUAUAUGUUCAUAGCUACUGUAACAUACUUAAGCCUUCUAGAAGAUAUUUAAAGAGUCACGUUAUAAAUUAGCAUCAACUAAAUCAUCGACUGUGGAUAGUUACAGAUAUCUGGCUACAUUUUAUAGUUGAGGUGUUUUCUAGUUUACAUUUAAACUGGUACUUUUAAAGGGAAAUUUUUGUUUGUUAAAUGACAUCUUCAAGCCCCUGGUGGUUUGUUUGCCUCUUCACUUUGAGGCCGUGUCCACAUGAGGCAAGUGUUUAUUAACUAUGCUGUGUUCCUUGACCAAACAUAAGUUUCCCCUUCUUUAUUCUUGGAUUCCAUAGAAUUCAGAGAAAGUAUCCGAAAGAAAGUCUUAGGGAAAAUGAAGGGGAAGAAGGUCCAAGAGCCCGAUACUCAAGUUUUAUACCCAAUUUUUAGCUUUAACAUCCCAUAUUAAAACUCUUCUCUGACGAGGAGAACAAACUGGCUCAGUGAAUUUUGUCUUCAGUGGAAUUCUUUGUCAUCACAAGUGUGGCCAAUAGCAAUCAGCCAGAAAUGAGAUCUGUGGACACUUAUUUCCCAGUUACCCUGCUGUAAUAUUGCAGAGCACAGGGGCUUGAAACAAAUAUUGAACAAAGGUUUUGUAAAAGGGGAGCAUCCUUUCCCCAGAUAGAAACUGACAUCCACUCCCAUGUUCACUGGCUAAUUCUUUCCCAAAGGUAUAUUUCUGUCCUAUAUACCCAGCCCUUCAUUUUGUCCUUUGAAACAGGCAAGAAGUGUCAAAGUAGCUCUUUUUGUUUUGCUUUGGUUGUCUAACUUAGUAUUUAAAAAGCAUAAAAUCCUGUUUAGCCAAGAAACCCCCAGUGAAGACUGGGGGAUGUAUAGAGACCUGAGUGAGCAAAUAGGAACAGAUAACAAGAAGAAAACUUGGAGAAUUUUAGGAGCUUUUAGUAAAUCUGUGAUCCUACUAGUAAUAAAAGAUAUUUAUAAUGAUACUAAAGACCCUUCAAAGAGAGGGAUAGAAUGUAUAGUUCAUAACUCAUCUAUGAGUCAGAUUACUAGAACUCUGGAUUCCCUCUCUUAAUUAAUCUCUCCUAGAAGAUUUUGAUGAUUUUUCUUUGUCUAUUAUUUCCUUGUUGACAGUCAUUCUGAAAAGAAAGUGCUGUGAUUUAAAUCUUAUCUCUUAGCAGGUAAUACCUAUUUAAAAUUUUUAAAAAGUUUUUAUCCAGGCCUAGGGAACUGAAAAGAAUAAAAAUGCAUUUACUGUUUCCUUGUAAGCUGCAUUUGAUUAUAUAUUUUUAUUACUAUUUGCUUGCUAUGAAUUCUGAUGUAAAAAAACAUCACUUUCCCUCUUGAUUGUACCCCUGAUUUGGUUUGGUUUUGAUAUGUUUUCCUUUUAGUAACCAAAUGAAUUUUAUGUCAAUGGCUUUGGGGCUCAGCCAUGUUCUUGAGACUAAAAGUACAGAAAGUGGUAUAGCUCUUCUCCCCUCCCCUUUUAAAACAAAGUCCUUUGAAGGAAGGGCUCUGCCAUACCUCUAUAGGCACUUCCAGCUAAACUUUUUGUUAGCUGUCCAUUACUGGCAUUGCUAUCUCCGGUGACUACAGCUGCUAACUAAAUUCCUGGGAAGUUAUCAAUACCGGACAGUUUGCCAUCCCAUAAGUAAACUGGAAAUAGGACCAUUGCAAUUUCGGCUCCUGCCUCAUCCUGUGCCAGGUUGACUCAAUUAGUUGCCCCAGAUGCAAAUCAAGGGCUCAAAGAAGCCUUUACAACCCAUCACUCUUUAUAUCCAAUCAAAAUCUUGGAUAAACUCACCCACUUGUCCCUAAAAUGAGUGGGCUUACCUAGCUGUUAGUUAUACCAAGAAUUUCUUUUUAAAUUACUGUUUAAAUAGCUUGGCUCAGGUUAUAGGAAGGAUUUGCAAAAUGAAAAGGAAUUUGAUUCAAAUGUUAACCAUAUUCAUCCUUGAGAGCUUUUCUUAACUUCCAAUAGUUACAUGAAGUACUCCAGCCCUACAAAAGCAAAUGACUUUCUUUUCAAAGUUUCUAAUUUUAGUAAUUACCCACAACACCCCAACCUUUAUGUUGCUCAUUUCAAGAAUUCUUAAUGUAUUAUCCAGGGCACAAUCAUAUUAGCCCCAAGGCAUCUUUUUAUCCUCCGCUUGUUUUGUUUUAUUUUGUUUUUAACCAAAUAAAGUAGAAAAGGAAGUUACACUUUGGGGCAGCAGAAUUUCUAGUUUGGUAGAAUCACUGUAUAGCCUUUAUAUCUUCAUAUAUGUCUGUAUGUUUGCAUAUAGAUAUAGAUGUUGAUAUAUGUGUGUGUGUGUAUAUAUAUAAAUAUAUAUCAAACCAAAUUCUGAUAGGAGAAAAGUAUAGCUUUAUGACUAAGGAGAAAGAGGCAUUUUUAAAGUUAGAAUUAGACUUGGACUAUUUAAAGGAAAAAAAAAAAACACCACCACCAUGAAACAUGUUACAGGCUGCAUCAAUAACACAUGCAAGUAGACCAGACAAGACUGACAGUUUGCUCCACUUUUUCAAGUGGUCCUAAAGGGUAGGAAUGGUGUUUCCAGAUCUCCAGCACUAAAGGGGAUAUGUAGGUGGGCAGCAGCCAAUCAUAAUAACUGAUCUUCCCAUUACAUCUAUUUCGAUCUGAUGAUUAGCCUCUUACAUGGUAUCAUGUUUCCGAAAAUGGAAUUUAUUAGGAGGAAGAGAGGAAGGGCCUAGAGAAAUGCUUACCUUUCAACUGCCCAUCAAUCUAAGCUACUCUGGAAAGAUUCACUCCCCAGAAUGGUAACAGGGAAGAGGAGAAACUGAUGUUCUAUCACCAACUCAAGAAAAAAUGGCUCCCUCCCCAUUGCUAUCUCAUAUAGAUCUUUCUCUACAGUGUCAUCUCAGCUCAGUAACCCUAUAAAAGCCCUGGUCUAUUGUGUUCCUUCACUGUAUGGUUUCUGUAAUAAAAGUGUUAAUCCAUGUUAAUCUUUGUGAAAAAUUAUUGCGUGCAACAGUAUUUUCUUGUGUACCUCUUUUUCCUAUGUGAAUUGUCCUUUUUUUCUUUAUUUAUAAAUGUCUACUUUUUUUUUUUUUUAAGACAAACCAAUGUGUUGUAGACCUAUAUGUAACCUAUUCCUUAGUCUCAUAUUAUAGGUAUAAGAAUGGAUAUUUUACUUGGCUUUAGAAUGUUUUACAAGAAAAUUAAUUCUUAACUGAUCAAGUUCUUGCUACUAAAAAAUGCUUGUGUUUUUCAUCAUGACGUCGUGUGCUUCUAAAUUAAUAAUCAUUUUCGUUGUAGAAAAAUGGAGUGAAUUUAUAUUAGUCUUGGAAACUAAUAAUAGCAUUGUAAAUUUAUGAGAUGAUUUUAACAGAAAAAAUUAUAGAAGAAUAUAGUUAUUUUAAUUGUAAUAUUACUAACUGUAGGGUGAGAAAGGGGGUCCCAUUGUGGUGAACUAUGUUAUAGCUUGUUACUCACAGUUUCUUUUUGAUCAUUUUUUCGGUCUCUGAGGUGAAACGAGUUAUUAAUUGAAAUUUGUAAACUCACAUAUGCAUAUUGUAUAUGUGUAGAAAUGUAAUCACACUUUGUCUUGGAAUUACAUUAAACUGUUUGAAAUCACUGCA
Molecule: messenger RNA, 15747 nt
Organism: Antechinus flavipes (yellow-footed antechinus)
Lineage: Eukaryota; Metazoa; Chordata; Mammalia; Dasyuromorphia; Dasyuridae
Gene: HIPK2
Product: homeodomain interacting protein kinase 2
Exons: 15
Coding region: 157-3756 (1199 amino acids)
Biological process (GO): intrinsic apoptotic signaling pathway in response to DNA damage by p53 class mediator; smoothened signaling pathway; peptidyl-serine phosphorylation
Cellular component (GO): cytoplasm; PML body; nucleus
Molecular function (GO): protein tyrosine kinase activity; transcription coactivator activity; SMAD binding
Source: RefSeq, a predicted model, not a curated record